This is a messenger RNA of Cetraspora pellucida, 304 nucleotides long. Lineage: Eukaryota; Fungi; Glomeromycota; Glomeromycetes; Diversisporales; Gigasporaceae. The record is from the annotation of a GenBank genome assembly.
AUGUCAAAAGAUGAAAAAAAUAUGUUUUUAUUAGGUAUUCUUAAUGCAUUAGUUAGAAAAGAAACUACAAAAAAUAAUAUUAACAAAAAAUAUUUAACAAAUGAAUAUCAAUUUGAUGGAAAUCAUAUUUGUUUAGAAGCUUUUUUAUUAAUGUAUAAUGUUUCAGAAUGGAAAUGGAAAUCAAUUCAUCGUCAUUUUAAUGAAAAAACAAAACCUAUUAUUUUUCUUCCAGCAACUGAUAAUUAUUUAAGUUUAUUUCAUUUAUAUAAUUCAAUAAUUUCAAAUACUUCUAAUAUAUCAAUUA